This is a messenger RNA of Melampsora larici-populina 98AG31, 294 nucleotides long. RefSeq lists its product as uncharacterized. NCBI's taxonomy places the organism in Eukaryota, Fungi, Basidiomycota, Pucciniomycetes, Pucciniales, Melampsoraceae. The record is from RefSeq and is a predicted model, not a curated record. The coding region runs from base 1 to 294 and encodes 97 amino acids. The transcript is spliced from 2 exons. Gene Ontology annotation, biological process: protein phosphorylation. Gene Ontology annotation, molecular function: protein kinase activity; ATP binding.
AUGUGCAAUCAAGCUAAGUUUAUUGAGGGGAAGGAAAUCAGUGAGAAGAAAGCAAGAUCAAUUCUAUUGGAUAUAGGUAGUGCUCUUGAUUACAUUCAUUCUAACAAUAUUAUUCAUUGUGAUGUCAAGCUCAACAGUAUAGUUAUAAAUGCCAACAACCAGAUCAAGCUAGCGGACUUUGGCCUGGCUCCCAAAACUGUGGAUGGAUUUGCUUCUGGUGACUGUGGGACUCCAUAUAUCAAAGCUCCCAAAAUACUCAUGCAAAUUCCGUACACAAAAGCAGUAGACUGGUGA